UAUAUUUUCAACAAAUCAAUCGGCGUUGUACUGUCUAUCGCUUUAUGUCUUUCAUUAUUUAUUUCGGUGAUAACCCUUGCCAUUUAUUAUUGGCGAGAUCGAGGCGUUUAUGAGGAGCUCAUCGAUUACCUCGAUAAAACGAUAAGUAUAUCGAAAAUCAAUUACAAUCAUCUACUGGGAUUAUAUCAGUUGAGUGACAAAGAGGUCAAUGUACUCAGCGAGGAACGAACGUAUAAAACAAUUCUUGGAUGCUAUUUGCUAGGAGAUCUGGCAUGCUAUAUUUGCCUAGUGCUUGCCAUAAUUCUGUAUUUUACCAGUAACGUCUCAAAAUCAAGGACUUUUCAGGUGAUCUUAUGCAUCGGGGUGCUGUACUGUAUUUGUGAAGUUCAUCUAUUCACUUUCAUGCUUAUGCCAUAUUCAGCUGCUCUGCCAAACUCCACUGAACAGUUACUCAAUCAUGCAAUUCCUCAUAAUCCUGGCGGCCUGAUGCAAAUGGAACAACGACUAGGCUGCACCUUCGAUCAUAACCUCUACGCUGCCAAUAAACGCCGACUCAAUCCACGGAACACCUGCGAUCCACAGAUCGAGUCGUCGUUCAUUCCACGAUUCGUCCUUGUUUUUCUGCUCGUUCUGCGAUUACUGCCUAUCGUCGUUUGUGCUUUAUUGCUAGCCAAACGCACUCCCCUGAGUGAAUCGAUCGCCAUGCUUGUCGAAAGGUUGACUCCUACACGGAAGAAGACAAGUGCCGCAGGAACACCUCUGCCUCCGAUUCCGUCACCUACACACAUUGAUCACAACUAG
Messenger RNA from Haemonchus placei, 801 nucleotides. NCBI's taxonomy places the organism in Eukaryota, Metazoa, Nematoda, Chromadorea, Rhabditida, Trichostrongylidae. The record is from the annotation of a GenBank genome assembly.